UCGAGUUUAUUGUUAGGCACAAAAGGCGCGAUGUUACCAAGACGACUGGAAGCAAAACAAAUGGAGCAAAGUAGUAGAUGAAGAAGAUUAUUAAAUUUUUGCCUGGUAAAACACAAAUCAACGAGAGGUUUGCAACAGCUCCACGCAAUGAUGGCUUCAAUGAGCCAGUGGCGCAACAUGAAGCACAGUCAGCAGCAGAGGGUGAUCUCGGAAUUUCGACGGCAGGAGGAGCAACGAGAAGACCAGACAAAAUGCAUCACUAAGGACAGACAAAUGCAAGCCAAUCUAAUGAGUGAGGAGAGACUUGAAAAGAAGCGAUACCUACGCAAGGUGCAAGACGAGCUGCAUGAAAGCCAAAUUGAGGAUGCUCUCAUCAAGGCAGAGGAGGAGAGAAUAUACAAGGAAAAGCAACUGCAACAAGAGGAGAGAAUGGCACAAGAACUGGCCCGCAUCAGCUAUGAAAAGCUUAGAGAUGAAAAAAUGAGGCAAUAUAUAAAAGAGAACAGUGUUGAACUCCGUGAGUUGGAGGGGCAGCUCAAGUCUGCAUACCUAAACCGGGAGAGGGCCGCACAGAUUGCUGAAAAGGAGUCUAUGAGAUAUGAGACAGUGCGUCAGGAGGCUGAUAUUGCUCGUAAGAUGAAGAGCGAGCAUGAGCGGGCCUCUAUGGAGCAGGAGAAGCAAGAAUAUAAGCGCUACGAGGAGGUGGUGCAGUACCAGCAGGAGCUGGAACAGCAGCUGGAGGAGAAAGAGCACAAGAGACAGGAGGCUUAUGAGGAGUUCCUCAAGGAGAAACUCAUGGUUGACGAAAUUGUCAGGAAGAUCUAUGAGGAAGAUCAAAUGGAGAGGCAGUUAAGACUGGAAAAGAUAACAGCCACUCAAAGGUACAUAGAGGAGUUCAAGAGCCAGCAGACUGAGUGGAGACUGAUGGAGCGGGAGAAGAUGGAGGCUGAGAACAGACGCAUCCUGGAAUUUGCCAGUUACCAGCAGCAUAAGGAGAAGAGCAGAAUGGAGAAAGUCAGAGAACGAGAGCAGGCAAAAGAACAUCUUCACCAGAUGCUCACUGAGAAGAUUGAAAUGGAGAGGCAGCAGCGUGAUGAGAUGGAGCGUGUUCGUGAAGAGCUUUGUCUGGAGGAGCAAGCCGAAGCGGCAAGGCAGAAACAAAUCGAAGAUAUGGAGAAGAGAAUCAGACAGAGGCUGGAGUUGCAGCAGACCUGCCAAGAGCAAAUAGCCUUCAAGGAAAUGCGGAGGCAGGCUGAGAAGGUGGAGGAGGAGGCCUUCAGGCAGAUGAUGAUGGCCAAGUUUGCUGAGGACGACCGCAUAGAGCAGAUGAAUGCCCAGAAACGUCGCAUGAAGCAGCUUGAGCACAAGAGGGCUGUGGAGAAACUGCUGGAGGACAGGAGACAGCAGUACCUGGCUGACAAGGAACGUGAGGCUGAAGAAAGAGCAAUGGAACAGGAGAGGGAGACACUGCGUCGACAGAUCAUUGAGGAGGAAAGGCAAAGCCUUCUCAAACUCCAUGCCACAAAACUUCUGGGCUAUCUACCUAAGGGCAUAUUCCGGGAAGAUGACCUUGAACACUUUGAUGAGGACUUCAGAAGCAAUUUCCAAAAGCGACAGGCUGACAUCUUUGAUGAAGAGGGCUGGGGAGAUGAUGAAUAACCACUUUCUAUACUACACCACUAGAUGGCAUUAUUGGGUAGAUGCUGUCUAGUGUGUUUUUUGUGUGUAUCAAAUGAUGGAUUUCUUAUGGCGAUGGUGUACUCAAAAAUGUAUUAAGUUGCAAAGACUAAUUUGUAUCCCACUAGCUGCAUAUCACCACACCUUAAAUCCUAUCAUGGAGGUGCAGCAAUUUUCAGUUGAAGUCAUUUGGUAAUAAACAAAAACUACACCAUUUCCUUUAUUAAGUGAUAAUGCAACUACAGUUUAAAUUGAUUUAACCCAUUAUUGUAAUAAAAUGCUAAACUUUUAAAAUACAACUGCAUAAAAAAUAUAUUCUGUAUAAAAGGACACAUAAUCAAUGUUGUUGCUAACCAUAAGAAUACAUUCAAGGCAAGCAGGAUUGUAUUACAUACAUUUUUCAGUAUUGCUUUAUGAUUUCCCCCAGUCAAGAGCUUUCAUGAAUCCUUCUUCUGUAAAUGACAACAUCUUGGCAGCUUCUAAAUGCAUCUGCUCAAGCAAGAGGAAAAAUAUAUAUCAGUUGGAUAAGGAGAAAUAUCAAUAAUGAUACUGCCUUGUAACAAUUACUUGCAGUUAAUAUGAGAACUUACUUUUUGGCUUUUCAGUGUAUCAAUCAGUUUGAGCUGUUUUUUACAACCCACUAUCGGUUCAGCUUUUUGCUUUUCCAGCUUCUUGUUUUUGGCUUUUUAAUGUUUCUAUUUUUUUAUGCUCCUGGUCUGCUGUGUCAUUUUGGAAAGGAUAGACAUAAAACAAGUUUAUUUAACCUGGGUCAUAUAACAAGUGACAGAAGCCAAACUUGAAUACCAAAAUCUAAACUAUACUAAUAGCAUAGCACUAUCUAUCAACACAAUUUAGUGUAAAUGAUUGAUGUGAUCACUAAAUGCACUGAUAGGUGGUUUAAUUUAUCUUGCUCAUCUGCUUGAGCUUGGUCAGUUGUGUCUUGGACCUCUCAACUUCCUCCAAGCCUCUUCAGUCUUACCUCUAUGGCACUGUGAUUGGUUGCUGCCUGUUUUUGUGCUCUCUUCAAACCCCCGAUUUCCUUUAUUAAACACGCACGGGGGCAAGCUAAAUCAG
Oncorhynchus gorbuscha (pink salmon) is the source of this 2751-nucleotide messenger RNA. RefSeq names its product meiosis-specific nuclear structural 1 (gene mns1). Gene Ontology annotation, cellular component: motile cilium. The transcript has 10 exons. Lineage: Eukaryota; Metazoa; Chordata; Actinopteri; Salmoniformes; Salmonidae. Gene Ontology annotation, biological process: cilium organization. Bases 148 to 1659 code for a protein of 503 amino acids. The record is from RefSeq and is a predicted model, not a curated record.